Messenger RNA from Psammomys obesus (fat sand rat), 4456 nucleotides. RefSeq names its product cocaine esterase-like. Bases 96 to 1766 code for a protein of 556 amino acids. Gene Ontology annotation, cellular component: intracellular membrane-bounded organelle. Gene Ontology annotation, molecular function: carboxylic ester hydrolase activity. The transcript is spliced from 12 exons. The record is from RefSeq and is a predicted model, not a curated record. NCBI's taxonomy places the organism in Eukaryota, Metazoa, Chordata, Mammalia, Rodentia, Muridae.
AAACCUUGACUAUCAGCUAUCCGUCAGUGAAACCCAUAACAGCACCCCACAAGCAGCACUCCCCGGAAUCACAGACACGGGCCUGCCAAUCUACCAUGAAGCUGAACCUACUCUGUGAGAAGCUAACUGUCAUGGCCUGUGGGCUCUUAUUUCUCCUCAUCCAGAUAGAGGGCCAAGGCUCAGCCAGACCCAUCAGGACAACACACACAGGUCAGGUACGAGGCAGCCUCGUCCAUGUGAAGGGCACCGAUGUAGGGGUCCACACCUUCCUGGGAAUUCCCUUUGCCAAGCCACCUCUUGGAUCGCUGCGGUUUGCACCCCCAGAGCCUCCUGAACCAUGGGAUGAUGUAAGGGAUGGGACUUCUCACCCAGCCAUGUGUCUUCAGAAAGCUGACACAAUGAAUGGGCUGGUCAUGUCCCUGUUGAAUCUGACCCCACCUACAGUCUCCAUGUCUGAAGACUGCCUUUACCUCAGCAUCUACUCACCUGCCCAUGCUCAUGAAGGUUCUAACCUGCCUGUGAUGGUGUGGAUCCAUGGUGGUGCUCUGGUUGUAGGCAUGGCUUCUUUGUAUGAUGGAUCCAUGCUGGCAGCCAUUGAGAAUUUGGUAGUGGUCACUAUUCAGUAUCGCCUGGGGGUCCCGGGCUUCUUCAGCACUGGAGACCAGCAUGCCAGAGGCAACUGGGGCUUCUUAGACCAAGUGGCCGCCCUACGCUGGGUCCAGCAAAACAUCGCCCACUUUGGAGGCAACCCUGACCAGGUCACCAUUUUUGGCGAGUCAGCAGGUGGCACAAGUGUGUCCUCACAUGUUGUGUCUCCCAUGUCCCAAGGACUCUUCCGUGGAGCCAUCAUGGAGAGUGGGGUGGCCCUGCUGCCUGACCUUAUCUCUAACACUUCUGAGGUGAUCUACACAAUGGUGGCCAACCUGUCUGGAUGUGAGCAGGUAGACUCAGAGUCCCUGGUGAACUGCCUCCGGGGCAAGAGUGAAGAGGAAAUACUUGCUAUCAACAAGGCCUUCAGGAUUAUGCAUGGUGUUGUGGAUGGAGCCUUUCUGCCCAGACACCCACGGGAGUUACUGGCCUCUGUUGAUUUUCAACCUGUCACCAGCAUCAUUGGUGUCAACAAUGAUGAGUUUGGCUGGCUUCUGUCCACAGGAAUGAACAUCUCUGACACCAUGAAGGAUAGAAAGACCUUUCAGGCUCACCUGCGGAAUUUAUCGACACAGUUGAUGUUGCCUCCAGAGUUUGGGGACCUCUUGAUGGAGGAAUACAUGAGAGACACAAAGGAUCCCCAGACCCUCCAAGCUCAAUUCCUUGAGAUAAUGGCAGACAUCAUCUUCGUCAUACCUGCACUACAAACUGCACACUUUCAAAGUUCCCAUGCUCCUGUCUAUUUUUAUGAGUUCCAGCAUCGGCCCAGCUUCUUCAAGGAUGUCAAGCCACCCCACGUGAAAGCUGACCAUGGUGAUGAGAUCCCUUUUGUCUUUGGAUCUUUCUGUGGCAACAUGGUUGACCUCACUGAGGAAGAGCAGACGCUGAACAAAAUGAUAAUGAAGUACUGGGCCAAUUUUGCCCGAAAUGGGAACCCCAAUGGUGAUGGCCUGUUCUACUGGCCAGUGUUUGACCAAGAAGAGCAGUACCUGCGGCUGGACAUCCAGCCUGCCAAGGACCAUGCCCUGAAGGACAACAGAUUCCAGUUCUGGACCAAGAUCCUGCCCCAGAAGAUCCAGGAGCUUAAUGGUGUUAAAAACAAGCACACAGAGCUGUAAUGCCCUGUAUUGGGGACAGAACUGUCCUGAGUGCAAGUCAGACCAUCCCUGCAUGCUUACAUACCCUUUGAAGACAUGGGAUUUAGUCCAACUCUCAUAGCCACUCAUCUAUUUUCAUUUAUCCAUUCAGACACCAUUUAUAAAGAAGCCAAGGCAUGAUGUUCAUUGCCAAGCCUACCAGAAGUCUAGUUUUAUUAUACAUACAGUAAGUCCCUCAGGAAGGUGUAGAUGACUGAGCCACAGUGGUCACUACCUUCCUGUACCCUUCAUAGGACCACAGAGCAUAGGUCUCUUCCUUCUUCACUUCCUUAUGUCAUCUCUGUCCAUCUUAUCUUCUUUCUCCUCUAACUUCCCAGCCCCUCUCCCACAUUCAUUGUUAUGUUCAUUGAGAAGAAUUGGGUAACUGAGCCACAUUUCUGCUUCUCAACAAGUAAUCUUAUAUUCUAUAAAUAGAAGCCAGUAUAGAUGUUGGACUCUAGAAUCCCCAGGGUCUUGGUUCAAUAAAGUGACUAUAACAAAAAGUAUCACAGCUACAGAAGUUUAUUGCUGUCUGUUUAAGAAGAUGAAAGUCUUGGUCAAGGUAUCAUCUGAUUUGGCAUCUAGUGAGGACUUUCUUUCUGGUGUGUAGGUGGCUCUUUCUCACCAUGACCUUCCCACCACAAACCAGUAACCAAAUUCACAUACGCCUCCUCUGCAAGAGCCCUGUAUUACACCAUCUUCUGCUGCUUUUUCAAAGGAUCUAAACCUGCUACUACUUAAAAAAAUACCUAUUUCUUCCAGACUUGGUGUUACAGGUAGUUGUAAGCCAUGUGAUAUAGGCACUGGAAACUGAACUCAAAGUCCUCUGGAAAAACAGCAACUGUUUUUAAAAACUGAGCCAUCUCUCCAAACCUAGAUCAAUAUUUGAGAUAGAAAAAAAAUCUUAGUAUUUGGAGGCUGGAGAGAUGGCUCAGUAGUUAAGAGUACUUGCUCCAAUGACACUGUCAGCAGAACAAAACAACAGUCUGCCGAUUGGAAAAAGAUCUUCACCAACCCUACAUUCGAUAGAGGACUAAUAUACAGAAUAUAUAAAGAACUCAAGAAAUUAGACACCAACAAACCAAAUAAUCCAAUUUAAAAAAUGGAAUGGAGAGCUAAGCAGAGAAUUCUCAACAGAGGAAUAUAGAAUUGCAGAGAAACACUUAAAGAAAUGUUAAACAUCCCUAGUCAUUAGGGAAAUACAAAUCAAAACAACUCUGAGAUUCCAUCUUACAUCUAUCAGAAUAGCUUCCAUCAAAAACUCAAGUGACAAUAUAUGCUGGAAAGGAUGUAAAGAAAAGAGAACCCUCCUCCAUUGCUGAUGGGAGUGCAAAUUUAUAAAACUACUUUAGAAAUCAGUCUGGCACUUUCUCAGAAAAUUGAGAACAGCACUACCUCAAGAUCCAGCUAUACCACUCCUGGGUAUACCAGGAUCCAGCUAUACCACUCCGAAAGAUGCUGAAGUAUACAACAAGGACAUUUGCUCAACCAUGUUCAUAGCAGCUUUAUUUGUAAUAGCCAGAACCUGGAAAUACCUGGAUGUCCCUCAACGGAGGAAUGAAUACAGAAAUUGAUGUAUAUCUACACAAUGGAAUACUACUCAGCUAUUAAAAAACAAGGAAAUCAUAAAAUUUGCAGGCAAAUGGAUAGAACUAGAAGAGAUCAUCUUGACUGAGGUAACCCAGAAACAGAAAGACAGGCAUGGCAUACACUCACUAAGAAGCCUAUGUUAGUCUUAUAAUAUAGGACAGCCAUCUACAGACCUAAAGAAGCUAAACACUAAGGAGGGCACUCAGGAGGCUGCUUAAACCUCAUUUAGAAUAGCAAACAGGAUAGAUACCAGAAGUGGUGGAAAAGAGGAAGCAGGAUGGGAGUCUACUAUAGAGGGUCCUCUUGUCACACCUAUGCCAGUGUUGCUAUAGCAGCAUAUGCUACAGGGCAGGGGAUACGCUUUCUUCGGAAAUUCGCCCCCUGGAAGGUCCCUGGCAGACUCACCCCACUUGGAAAAGAGAUGUGUUCUGAGAUUUCUAUGCUUUUUCAGUUGUGGUUCUGGGGCUGGAAUAAUGAAUUCUUUGAUCUUUCUCUGUGACUCCUGAAACAGCACAACUAUUUUUAUGAAGAAAUUUAUUAUUAAUAGAUUGUUAAAGGCUUUAAUAAAAAUAAUAAGUUUAAGAAAAGUAAUGAAUUAGAUUUAGUAUUAAUAGGCAUUAAGAAUAGUGAAAAAAUAAUAGGCUCCUUCUUAAGAAAUAAUAGCAUGAGAGGUGCAGCUGGUGGGAGUUUCCCCUCCCUUCAGUGCCUUGUUUCUAAGGAAAAUUAUAAAUCUUGGUCAGGACAUAUGGGAGGAUGGUUAACAAAGGUGUAAUUAGAUUUUGAUAUAGAGAGGGACUUUGGCAGGCAUCUGACUUAGCUCCUGACUUUCCUCUUCACUGGUUAGCAAUAAUGAAACCAUAUUUGAGGUUUCUUUUUCUUUGUUUGCUCUGAUCAAAAAGUUUUUAGGCCAAGAUUUCUUGUGGGCACUGAUUUAUGUUUGACUGCAUUUUGAGUUAAAAUGUAAACUUUGUAUUCUUGGUAAAAGUCUGAAUGUUCUGGGAAGUAUGCCAAUUUUAAGGUGCCUUUUGUAUAAAAAUACUAGCUUGAUUUCAGUAAAGUUGCAGCAGAGUCAAAACCAUCAA